AUGGGGUUCGGUAUGAGGAUCCUCAAUGCGCUUGUGAAGAAUGACAGUAUGAAGAUCGACCCGCCUGAGAUCUACGUACUCUUACUGGCAUGCGCAAGCUGCUUCGGCGGGACGCUCUUCGGGGUGGACAUCGGCAUUAUCGGAGGUGUCCUCUCUGCCAACAUCGUUUCUGUCAUGCAGGCCGGAGCCUUUGCUGGCGCUCUCCUGGCCAACCCAAUCGCUGACCGCUACGGACGCAAGCCCGGAUUGCUCACGGCCGCCACGUUCGCGGCAAUAGGCGGGCUGAUGCAGGCUGCUUCAUCUGGCAGCCUUGGAGCUCUGUAUGCCGGUCGAGUCAUCGAAGGUUUGGGACUGGGUGCCGCAACGAUGUUGACGCCAACGUACAUCUCCGAGAACGCCCCUCGAGCCACUCGUGGAAUGUUGGUUGGCCUGUACCAGCUCUUCGAAACCAUGGGUGCCAUGAUCGCCUUCUGGAUCAACUACGGGUGUCUACUUCACGUCAAAGGCCGAGCGCAGUGGCAGAUCCCACUCGCCAUGCAGUGCCUGCCCGCCUUCCUUCUCUUCACGCUCAUGCUGCUUUGCAAUGAAAGUCCGCGGUGGCUAGCAAGGACGGAUCAAUGGGAGAAAAGCUCAAAGGUGCUGUCGUACGUUCGCCAUCUUCCCGAAGACCAUCCAUACGUCCAAGCAGAGAUGCUAGAGAUGAAGCGGCAGCUAGAAGAAGAGCUGGCAAGCGUGAACGGCGGUCGAGGCUUCUCCGCAAUCAUGAGAGAAAUGUGGACAGUGCCUGGCAACCGAAGAAGAGCGUUGUUGAGCAUCGGAUUGAUGAUCUGCCAGCAGAUGACCGGUACAAACGCCAUCAACUACUAUGCUCCUACCAUCUUUAAAGCGCUCGGCGUUACAGGCAACGCCCAGUCGCUCUUUGCAACUGGCGUCUACGGCAUCGUGAAAAUGGUCUCAUGCGGCCUCUUCUUGAUCUUCCUUGCCGACACCCUCGGCCGUAAGUGGAGCUUCAUCUGGACUGGGUUGGUUAUGAUGACCAUGAUGUUCUAUCUCGGCUUCUAUCUGCGUUUCGAUCUACCAGUCGCCGGCAAGCCCGUUGGAGGUGCUGGAACGUUUGCGCUGGUUGCAGUGUAUCUCUUUGCCGCAGCUUUCCAAUUCGGAUGGGGACCUGUGUGCUGGAUCUACGUCUCAGAAAUCCCGACUAGUCGGCUGAGAGGGCUUAAUGUCAGCCUUGCGGCGGCAACGCAGUGGCUGUUUAAUCUUCUGGUCGCUCGAGUGGUGCCGAUCAUGCUCGUGACAGUCGGUAAGGGUGGCUACGGCACCUACAUGUUCUUUGCGUGCAUGUGCGCGACCAUGGUUGCAGGAGCAUGGUUCCUCGUGCCGGAGACCAAGGGUAUCAGUUUGGAGCGCAUGGACGAGCUGUUCCAUACCGCCAACUUCGGUGAUAUCGAAGAUGUUGGUGUUGCUGCGCAGACGGGCCAUCUUGAGAAAGCAGCAUUCGAAGGGGUGCAUGUCGAGAAAGCUUAG
Baudoinia panamericana UAMH 10762 is the source of this 1527-nucleotide messenger RNA. RefSeq lists its product as uncharacterized. Bases 1 to 1527 code for a protein of 508 amino acids. Gene Ontology annotation, molecular function: carbohydrate:proton symporter activity. Gene Ontology annotation, cellular component: membrane. Gene Ontology annotation, biological process: transmembrane transport; carbohydrate transport. NCBI's taxonomy places the organism in Eukaryota, Fungi, Ascomycota, Dothideomycetes, Mycosphaerellales, Teratosphaeriaceae. The transcript has 12 exons. The record is from RefSeq and is a predicted model, not a curated record.